Molecule: messenger RNA, 3444 nt
Organism: Seminavis robusta
Lineage: Eukaryota; Bacillariophyta; Bacillariophyceae; Naviculales; Naviculaceae
Source: the annotation of a GenBank genome assembly
AUGACUGCACUACGGCGUGAUGCACACGCUUCUGUGGAUGGCAGGUUGGAGCAGGCUGAGCUUUACAGCUGGCUCACCACCACCACCUUUACACCCUCCAAGCAGGCCGCUUUGGACUUCAUUGUCAAGUUCAAUCGGAAUUUCAAGAGGUACAAUGAAGCCGUCAAGACCAAGGUUGAGCGCAUCACUGAUGCCACCAAGAAGACACUCCUCCAGCGUGCUCUUUCUGACGUGCCGCUGCUCCAUGCAGUCACCUCCCGUGAGAUUGAGCGCAUGACCUUGGAGCACAAGCCAGGUUACAAUUUCGAGGAGUACUACGAAGUCAUCAAGGUGACUGCCGCUAGCUACGACAGGAACAGGGCAACGUCACGCCGUCGGUCUGUCAAUUGGCAUGACCUUGAUAGUGACAACUGCGAUGGUCAAGACCUUGAGGCUCCAGCUGAUGGAGACAUUGAUGCAUUCAAUGUCAACAUGGACCCAACCACCCGGUUGCCUGAUGAGUUCUUCCGCCAACUCCCACGUGAAGACAAGUCCAUCUGGCACCGGCUGUCCCCCCAGGCCAAGAAGAUCUUGAUGGAGUCAUCCCCACCCAAGCCCGGUCCACCUGCACGACAGGCUCACCUUUCUGAAAUGGUAGAGCAGGAUGAGGAGAAGGAUCGCCCUGAACAAGUAGAUGACACACCAACAUCCACACUGGAAGCCAAUCAGGCACAAGCUAAGCCUGGAGCUGGUCCGUCCCACUCGGCACCCCAGUCCAAGUCUAAUGACCUGCACCCGGCACAUCCAGCUCGAAUGAUGGGCACCAAACCCAAGCCACGUGAAGGUCCUGGAGUUCCCAACCACCCUUGUGUAUCGUACUACUCAGCCUUCAUCCAUCACCGCAAACGACUUUGGUGUGCCUUGAUGGAUCGAGGUGCCAAUGGAUUUAUCCUUGGCAAUGAUGUACGUGUUGUGAAUUUAUCUGGUACAUUCAUUGAUUUGAAUGGUAUUGACAAUCACACAGUCCGAAACCUCCAGCUGGCUACCGCGGUUGUGUUCAUGCGAAGUGAUCAUGGUCCCAUCCUUGGUCGCAUUCACCAGGGUGCCGUCAUGUAUGAUGGCCGUACCAUUGCUUGUCCCGGUCAGAUGGAACACUUUGGUUGUUGUGUCCAUGAGAAAGCCAAGACCGUGACUGGCGUGGACCCCUACUUUGUCACACCCAAUGGUUUCCGAGUCCCCAUGGCUAUGCGCAAUGGGCUUCCGUAUGUCGACUGGCGGCCACCGACUGAUGCCGAGAUGGACGAUGCCUCCAUCCCUUUGAUAGAUUUAACUAGCCCACACCCGUGGGAUCCCUCGUGCCUUGACUCGGUCCCGUCCGACGAUUGGUAUGAUACCCAAAGUACUACCGUCCUUGAUGAUGCAGAGUCCCCUUUAGACAGCUUGGGAAGACUCAAGACUAUGGAUGACGAUCCCCUGACCCCAUCUCAUGCCACCCCAAGCAUUCCAUUGAUCGUCGCGUGCCAUCAUUAUGACUCCAGCUCCGACGAUGAUUCUGACCUUGAGGAUGACUCUGACAUUGACGACCUCCGACAGUGCUUUGCCCGUGUCCCCGACCUUUUGAACCCCUAUGACGACUCCUCUGGUGCUGAAGACUCGGACUCCUCUGGUGAUGAUUCUGACUCUGACACUGAGGACUUACGCCAUUGUUUUGGAGUCCAAACCCGUGGCCAGCUUCGUGGGGAGCCUCCAAGUACUCGCUCCCGUUCCCACCCCACCCGCCCCUCUGCCCCAACGAAGGAUGGGGAGAAAAAGACUCGGAAGAAGCCUGAAGCCAGACGACCUCGUCUCAAGAAGCAGUCCUCCGUUGACAGAAGCCCACGAGUUGAGACAGUACUCCCAAGCGAUGAUGAUGACAGCCCCAGUGACGUUGAAGAUGCAGGGGAAGACAUUCUCAGGUCGAACAACAGGGCCAAGCAUCACACUGGUGUUGAGCUGCCCCCCAUAUCCCGCAAGCGACCCCCUGAGCAGAUUCCAAUGAUGCGGCGGUUCUUUCCGGGAACUAGUGAUGAGACACUCAAGCGAACACUGGAUGCCACUACCCAGUAUGGUACCAAAGGAGCCGUCCAAGGUCGUACUCUCCGAAGCCAGAUACUGUCGCCCAAUCCGAUCCUCAACAUUCCGAGAAGGCAAGAAGACGUGGCUACGGAUACUAUCUAUGGCAGUGUCCCUGCGGUUGAUGACGGAUCUGUAGCAGCCCAGUUCUUCAUUGGACGCACAUCCCACUACAGGUCACUACACCCAGCUGGCACAAGCGACGCAAGCUAUGUCAAGACACUGAUGGACAACAUCCGAAGGUUUGGAGCAAUGAACUGCAUCAGGAGUGACAAUGCCCAGGCCCAAGCAAGCAAACGGGUCAAGGACAUCCUACGAACCUUUUGCAUCAAUGACCGAACCUCUGAGCCAUACAGAGGAAAUCAGAACUAUGCAGAGCACGGAUGGAAGGAUACCAAGACCAAGACACAGCUGGUACUGGACACCAAGAACGCACCUUCCAAGUGUUGGCUGACUGCUGGCCAGUACGUGACCACCCUGCAGAAUCAUAUGGCAUAUGAGAGCCUUGGAUGGAGAACUCCCUUUGAGUGGUUGCAUGGGUACACACCUGACAUAUCUGCACUUCUUCAAUUUGAGUUUUAUGAACCAGUCUACUACCAGAAAUAUGACGCGAAGUUCCCACAAGAUUCAACCGAAUGUGUGGGGAGGUUCGUUGGCGUCUCAGAGUAUGUUGGUCAUGGCAUGACGUACAAGAUUCUCACCGAGGACGACAAGAUCAUCCAUCGGGCUGUCGCUAGAACAGCAAGACUAGGCAAUGAAUUCACCAAUUGGAAGGCGGAUGAACAAGGACCCAAGCUUGCGCCCAAGCCCAAGCCAUUUGUAGACGGACCGCCCUCGAAAACCAUCGACGGAGGUAUUGACCUUGGGGAGUCCCAUGACGCUACAGUGUUCCAUGACGCCAUCCGGCAUGACAUUACCUCACACCUGAGGGAGGACGACAUACUUCAAGGUGGCACAUUGCCGACCAUUGAUGUAUCAGACCUGCUCAACCGAACAUUCAUCACGAAUCCGGAUGACAAUGGGGAGCAGACUAGAGCUAGGAUCGUGUCUGCAACACCCACAGGUGAGACUGAUGCUGAUGGCAAGGAGGCUGUCUUCAGAUUCCGAUGCAAGCAUGGAGACAAGUGCUUCGAGGAGACCAAGGCCUACUCCAAAAUGCUCGAGUGGUGUGACCGUGACCUUGACCUGGACGACAUGUUCAAGAUUGACUCUGUCCAAGACCACAGACCAUCCAAGACACGCUCCAAGUUCGAGAUCCUUGUCGAAUGGGCAAGCGGGUGCAAGACAUGGGAAGAUAUGGGGUUCAUUUUCAAUGAUGAUCCAGUUUCUGUUUCCCUAAGUUCGCAAGAAUGA